UGUGUCUUGUUUCUUCUUGUUUCAGUUUAUGGCCAUUGCUUUCUCCGCCCUGGCUUCUUUUGCUAUUGAUGGAAGCUGGCAUGAUGCUCAUGCAACCUUCUAUGGUGACAUGUCGGGAGGCGAAACCAUGCAAGGAGCUUGUGGUUAUGGAGACCUCUUCAAGCAAGGCUAUGGCCUGGAAACGGCAGCCCUAAGCACAGCUCUCUUCAACAAUGGUCUCACCUGCGGCGCCUGCUUCGAACUCGAGUGCGUCAACGACCCGCAAUGGUGCAUCCCCGGCGCCGGCACCAUCAAAAUUACGGCCACCAACUUCUGUCCGCCCAACCACACUCCUCCGGACGUCAACCACUGGUGCAACCCUCCCCAGCAACACUUCGACCUCUCCAUGGCCAUGUUCACCAAGCUCGCUCCCUACAAGGCCGGCAUCAUCCCGGUUCGCUACCGCCGUGUCGCCUGCGCCAAAUCCGGCGGCGUCAAGUUCGAGCUCAAGGGCAACCCUUACUGGAUAACAACGCUGUUUUUCAAUGUGGCGAACGCCGGCGACGUCACCGACGCGAAGAUCAGGGCAGGUAAUGGCGGCGGCGGGUGGAUUCAGAUGUCGAGGAAUUGGGGUCAGGUUUGGCAGACAGGGACGAACCUGAUGGGACAGAGUUUGUCGUUUAAGGUUACUACGAGUGAUGGGAAGAUGUUGGAGUUUGAUAAUGUUGUGCCAUCGAAUUGGCAAUUUGGUCAGACUUUUGAGGGAAAUCAGAACUUUUAA
Molecule: messenger RNA, 760 nt
Organism: Neltuma alba
Lineage: Eukaryota; Viridiplantae; Streptophyta; Magnoliopsida; Fabales; Fabaceae
Product: expansin-A23-like
Exons: 2
Coding region: 29-760 (243 amino acids)
Biological process (GO): plant-type cell wall organization
Cellular component (GO): extracellular region
Source: RefSeq, a predicted model, not a curated record